Molecule: messenger RNA, 2562 nt
Organism: Podarcis muralis (Common wall lizard)
Lineage: Eukaryota; Metazoa; Chordata; Lepidosauria; Squamata; Lacertidae
Product: mitochondrial ubiquitin ligase activator of nfkb 1-A-like
Biological process (GO): organelle organization; protein ubiquitination
Molecular function (GO): ubiquitin-protein transferase activity
Source: RefSeq, a predicted model, not a curated record
GCGGCGAGGGGCGGAGCGGCAUGGGUGUAACGCACUGGGCAGCUCGGCCGGGGAUCUGAUGCGCGUUGCUUGGUUCCGCUGGGAAAGAGGUCCGCGGAGAUGGAGGUGACCGCUCUCGCGCCAGGAGCUGUCAGGAAGAAGCUCUGAUGGAUACUUUGCCUUUGACACCAGGAGAGCUGGUGUGUUUAGGAUCCAGCCUGGCCUUCUCUGGUCUCUUUUAUUACCUACACAGGAAGAAAGCCAAGGUGGUGACCAAGAUCCAGGAAGCACCAAAGCUUCAAGUCAACGACAGUCUUCCCAGCAUCCUCUCUGCCACAGGAAGCAGCUGCCUAGGCUAUGUUGCCAUUGAAGGAGUAGUCCAGCCCGUCGAGACGGCUCUGACCAGCCCAUACCAUGAAGAACUGCAGGGGGUGAUCGAGAGGCUGGUGCUAAAGGAGCACCGACUGAUCUGGAAUAGCUUGGCCCGCAGCUGGACGGACAGUGAGCGGGUGGUACUGGAGCAAGUCCACACGGUGCCGUUCGUCCUGGCGUCCCCCAGCGGCAAGGCCUCGGGGCAGGUGUGCGUGGAGUCGCCCCUCCACGCCGUCGAGCUGCCCGUGGAGACGGUGUACGAGCGCUUCCAGCAGACCUCGCACGGCUUCAAGGACUUGCUCAGUCACUACCUGAGCGGGGAGAAGCCCAAGGGCUUCCUGGAGACAGAAGAGAUGCUCCUGGUGGGGAGCAGCCUCACCGGCAUCGGCGAGCUCGCCCUGCACCGGGAUGGCUCCCUCCACCUCCAGCCCCCAGCGGACGGCACCGGCUACUUCCUGCGCCUGGGGGACUGGGAAGCCAUCCUGGCUGACCUGCGCUCAGUCAGCAGCUUCUGGAAGUGGGCUUCGCUGCUGUGCGGCUUGGCGGCUGCGGCUGUCAUCCUCCGUGCCCUUUGCCGAGCUUACCACCGUCACAAGGUGCACCAGGAGCAGGAGGCACAGCAGCAGGAGUUUGAGAACCUCCGGCGCCACCAGAGUGCCGGUCUGGAUCUGUCGGAAGAGCCGCCUGAGAAUGCCUGCGUCAUAUGCCUCACCAGCCUCCGCGAGUGCGUCCUGCUCCCCUGUGGGCACGUCUGCUGCUGCUUCCGCUGCUUCCAGGCCUUCCCCAACCGCACCUGCCCCAUCUGCAGGAGCCCCAUAGACCGGGUGGUCCCCCUCUAUCAAGCCUGAGGGUACAGCUUUGGGUGAUGUUGAAAGUGUCCCACUAGGUGCCCCCAAGAGAGCCUGCGAAGGUUAAGAGAACAGGCGUGCGAUUGCAUGGAAAGCAAGGGUGUCCUUUAGUGAUGUAGGGGUGCAAACUCUACCUCUUGAGCUGGAUGCACAUUCUCCUCCACUGCCCAAAAAUUAUUGUUCCUAAGAGGUGUGUCCAAAGAUGAUAUUGCAAUAGUUAGGUCAUCAUCUCGGCACUCCUAGGCUGGGAAGGAGCUGCAAGCUGUGUUGAUCCAUUGCACUUUCUGCCCAGAGGCAUGGAAGGAGCCGCCCCUGAGCUACUUGGACCUCUCCUGCCCAUGUGCCAAGUUGCCGCAGGAGACAGGAGGAGGACCUUGCAGAUUCAGCAGCGGGUGAGGAUCUUCAUCCCCAACUUCAGCUUCUUGGAAUCUGGGCCACGCUACACUCUGAGGCAACCUCUCUGAGCCCAGCUGACUACCAUCUCUCCCUGCUUUGACCUCCCCGGCCCCCAAGGAAAAAGGGUUGCAGUGGGUUAAAGGCAACACAUUUUAGAAAAACUUGCUGGAAGAACCACUUGUCCUCGUGCUGUACUGUAAGCUGGAUUUAGAUUUCGUAGUAGAGUUUUGUUUUUAUGGAGCACCUCCCUCUGUUAGCAAGCAGGACACAGGAGCAUUUACCUGCUUGGUGUAAUGUCGCGGCCUCUGCAACAGGACUACUGCUGCAGCUGCAGGAUCUGUGGGGAUGACUGACCUGGCCUCACGUUUGGGAAGGAAGGUUUUCAGCAUUGCACCAGCCUCAUUUUAGCUGCCUUAACCUAGAGAAUCAUCCCACAGGUAGCCAAGAUGGGAACGGGGCAAGCAGGGGUCUGCUAAAAGCAGGCCGGCAGCUGUAGGUGAAAUGUGCCAACGGUACUCUAGCUCUAAUCCCUUACGGUUGCAGUUCUGCACCUGGGAUCUCAGGGCAAUUCUUUUCUCCAUUGAGUCAACCCAAUCCCUGAGCAGCAGGCUGUUGCUCAGUCAUGAUCUGCCAGUGGUCCCCUUGCUCAUCCUGGAAUGACUAGGAGCUGUUUCCUGUUUCAUGCAGAGGCAGAGAGGCAGAUAAGUUCUGGGUGAGCAUCCCAAUGUGUUGUUCAACUGGCUGAUGUCUUGCUGGUGGGGACUUGCCUUCCUGGGCUGGCGUCUCCCACCCCCCGGAUUAUUGGCAUCGAGCUCCUGGUGGAUUAGCAACAGUCCUUCGGCUUGUCUUAGUCUGGCUGUUUGGACUGAUGCGUUUGCUCUCCUCUGGGCAUGAGCCGAGCGCUGGCAGAGCUUCACUGAGCAAAUGUGGAAUCAAGGCUUAUUGAUAAAUUGAUGAAUCUUUCAGA